AUGAAGCUCUGCCGGAAAUAUCUGCAUUAUCUGCUGUUGUUUUGCGCUUUUACAGCGCCGUUUUCCACGUAUGCAAAGAAGAAGGAGGACGUAGUAGAUCAACCAGUCAUGGUUGAUUCCACUUCGGGUUCAAAGAGCCUAUCUUCUCGACGUCAUGGUUAUUCGGGAUUUGAACGCAUGCGCAACAUGUUUGGUGGCCACAUGUGCACAACACCGGAGAGUACGUACCUUGCAGAAGCACCUCCAGCAAUUGUGGUACACGGCAGGCUUUCGUCGUUGACUGCGGUUCUUGUUGGUUACGGCGCCAACGAGGUCGCCGGUACCUUUCGCAGCAACAAAGGGUAUGUUUAUGGCCUGGGAAACUCGGUUUCAUUCUUCCCCAAAUUUGCACAUCGCGUAAGCUUCACUUACGACUACAUGCCCCCCAAGCAACCUCGUUGGGAAACGGAAGAGUUCUGCGCACUGAUAUUUUCGCCCGCUCUGAAUCUUGGCCCGUCGAUAAUCUCUACCAUCGGAAACAACGCCAACAGUCGUCAACGCUUCCUUGGGUCAACCGAAAACAUCGUCAGACUGCUAAUUAGUGAGAGUGCUGGCACGAGGUCCAAGCUGGUAACACAGUGCUGCUUCCUAAUGCAUAAACAACCAUGA
Molecule: messenger RNA, 648 nt
Organism: Babesia ovata
Lineage: Eukaryota; Apicomplexa; Aconoidasida; Piroplasmida; Babesiidae
Product: signal peptide containing protein, putative
Exons: 1
Coding region: 1-648 (215 amino acids)
Source: RefSeq, a predicted model, not a curated record